Myripristis murdjan (pinecone soldierfish) is the source of this 3383-nucleotide messenger RNA. It is a transcript of the gene otud5a, whose product is annotated as OTU deubiquitinase 5a. The transcript is spliced from 10 exons. Lineage: Eukaryota; Metazoa; Chordata; Actinopteri; Holocentriformes; Holocentridae. Gene Ontology annotation, biological process: protein deubiquitination. Gene Ontology annotation, molecular function: K63-linked deubiquitinase activity; cysteine-type deubiquitinase activity. The record is from RefSeq and is a predicted model, not a curated record. The coding region runs from base 291 to 1943 and encodes 550 amino acids.
AACCAGGAAGUGACGUCGCUGCCCUCCGUCAGACUGUGUUGAUGUUUUGUGAGCCUGGACGGGAAGAGAGACUCGGUUUGUUUUUGUUCUCGGUUUGCGCCGCGGAGAGCCGCUCGUCGUCGACCCGCCCGUCGCCUCCCGCUGGCUAACGGCCUUAACUCGGCGGAUUCUCCGGAGCGGCCGCGCCGAGAGGCGAGCAAGCCGAAGCAUUUGAUCGAGAACGGGAGGAAUCGUCACCCCUUUGACCCCCCCUCCCUCCUUCCCUAACACACACACACACACACAGAACCAUGACGAUUCUUCCGAAGAAGAAGCCCAGCUCGGGUGUCGGGGUCUCGGAUCACGCCGACGACAGCGACCGCCGGAGCGGCUCCGACCCGCACCAACACCCGCACCCGCACGGAGGGCGAGCCGGAGCGCGGCCGAGGGCUUCACCUCCGCCGUGGUCCUACCAGCCCGCUCCGCCCUCCGCCAGGGAUGACAGGCGGAACAUCGAGGCUAGCUCCCGGCCGCAGCAGGCCUCUCCCCCGCCCGUCGGCUCGGUUUCCCCCGUCGGACCGGGCGACGGUAGAGACAGCAGCGGCGGGAUGGUGGCCGGGUCCCGGGGGGAGCUGGUCGUGGCGGCCGGUGUCGGCUGCGGCGGCGGCAUCGGCAGCUGCUGCUCCGGGCCCGGGCUGAGCAAGAGGCGGCGGCAGGCUGGGACCUGCUCCGGCGGGGUGGUGGCUCUGGCCGGGGGAGGGCAGCCCGGAGUGACCGGACCGGGAGGCGUCGGCUCCAGCCAGGACACGGAGGAGGGAGCCGGGGGGAACAACAGCGAGGACGAGUACGAAAACGCCGCCCGGCUGCAGUCCAUGGACCCGGCCACCGUGGAGCAGCAGGAGCACUGGUUUGAGAAAGCUCUGGGGGAGAAGAAAGGCUUCGUCAUCAAGAAGAUGAAGGAGGACGGAGCCUGUCUGUUCAGAGCCGUCGCUGACCAGGUGUAUGGAGAUCAGGACAUGCAUGAGGUGGUGAGGAAACACUGUAUGGACUACCUGAUGAAGAACGCAGACUACUUCUCCAACUACGUGACGGAGGACUUCACCACAUACAUCAACAGGAAGAGGAAAAACAAUUGCCAUGGCAACCACAUCGAGAUGCAGGCUAUGGCCGAGAUGUACAACAGACCGGUGGAGGUUUACCAGUACAGCACAGAACCAAUCAACACGUUCCACGGCAUCCACCAGAACAACGACGAGCCAAUCAGAGUGAGCUACCACCGCAACAUCCACUACAACUCGGUGGUGAACCCCAACAAGGCCACCAUCGGCGUGGGCCUGGGCCUGCCCGCCUUCAAGCCAGGGUACGCAGACCAGUCCCUGAUGAAGUCGGCCAUCAAGACGUCGGAGGAGUCGUGGAUCGAGCAGCAGAUGCUGGAGGACAAGAAGCGAGCGACGGACUGGGAGGCCACCAACGAGGCCAUCGAGGAGCAGGUGGCCCGAGAGAGCUACCUGCAGUGGCUCCAGGACCAGGAGAAGCAGGCCCGCCAGCCUCGUAAGGCCAGCGCCACCUGCAGCUCGGCGACGGCAGCAGCCUCCAGUGGACUGGACGACUGGAGCGCCCGGUCGCCACGGCAACGGGACUCGGACCCCUCCCACUCUGACCUAGCAACCACCCCGGCAACCAACAACAAGCCCCCCUCCCCCGCAGGAGCCGCCCUCAUCCUGAACAAACCCCCCUCCCCCUGCGCACCAGGUCCCAGUAAUCAGACUCGUCACCAUUUGGAGUACAGAGCCAUCAUGCAGGAGAUGUCACCUACAGCGUUCGGUCUGACGGACUGGGAGGACGAUGAGAUCCUGGCGUCGGUGCUGGCCGUCUCGCAGCAGGAGUACCUGGACAGCAUGAAGCUGCAGAGCGGCGCCGUGCACCGGGAGCGAGAGCGAGAGCCGUCCCCCGACAGCAGCUGAUAGACGCCACCCGCCCGCCACCACCUGACCUUUGACCCCUGACCCCCCCCCACACCUGUUACCCAUGGAAGGAGAUUGACCAGGGAAAAAAAUAAAAAAACAACAACGCACACUCGUUUUUUUUUCCAGACCAUGAUGAUUCAGCUCAUCCAUCCCUCCUCCCUCCCUCCUUCCUUCCCUCCCUCCCUUCUUCUCCCGCCAUACACUCUCUUUCCAGCCAAUAGCAAUUCAGCAUUACCCUACCCUGCCCCCUCGUUUUUCUAUUACCUGUCCAGGUGGAGGUUGGUCUUAAUCGCUGCUGUGGGAUCAGCUUCGAUCAGUUUCCUGUUGAUCAGCUGUUUGAGUCGUCAGGUCAGGCUAACAGCGUCGACGUUUAGCCGACAUUCUGUUCAAAUCAAUCAGUAAACUAAUAAAUUACUGUUGUUAGCCACUAAUAGCAUCAGAAAACACCUGCCAUUAGCCAGUUAGCUCACCAGCUAGCAAACAGAUGACUGUUCACAUGUAAACCAACCAGUUGUCGUUAGCUAGCUGUUCAACUUUGUGUCCAUGAAGAAAACACUGACAUUUAGCUAACAUUUUACAGUAAUCAGGCUAAACCGUUCUCUUUGAAUUCUGUGCUAACACACAGACUAGCUAGCCAACUAAAGUUAUUUAUUAACUUUAAUGGUUGUGUAUUUGUUAGCUAGUGGCCUAACUAGCUAAUGCCGGUCCAAAUUCAGUGAACAGGCGUUAGCUAGCUCCGUUAGCUAGCUCUGUUAGCUUGUGAUGACUGUGUCAGUGGAAAAACUGAAACAUGUAAAAUUCAGUCAUCAAGCUUUAAUUUUGGAGGUUUCCUGUAGCUAGCGAGCCCCGGCGGACCAGGUCCUCCCAGGACUUUGGCGGGCCAGCUGGUGCGGAGCGGUUAGCAGCGAGACCGAAAGGGAACGUGACGCAGAGCUCGGUUCCACGGGGGAACAGGCGUCUGGCUUUAGCAGGAACCAGCUGCAGACCAGAUGAAGGUUUUCGAGCCUCAGAGCGGCCCGAUCCAGGACCUUCACCGUCUGGAAUCAAACUCAGAAGUCAUUUGUGGAAAAUGCAGCGUGAGUUUGUAAAAUUGAAUGCACAGCCUGAUGAAACAGGAAGUGUGACGAGUCACGUACGACUCAUCGGCGCUGUCGCUGUCAGGCCCGUUGAUUUCAACGGGGAAAUCAGACAUGAACAGCAGUGUAAAUGUUAGCCUGCAGGAAAACUUACAGCCACAUGAUGAACCAACAGCGGCCAUUCCGGCUCCAUCACCUUCAGUCCUGUAGACCAGCGGUUCUCCAACUGUUCUCAGUAACGUUCCCCUCUGAAAACUUCCCAGUCCAGUUGGUCCUGACCAGUUGAGCCUCCUGUGGUCAGAGGGUCAGUCCAGCUCCAUCAGUGUGAACCAACAACCUGAUGCUGAGCAGAUUCUCUUGU